Messenger RNA from Cannabis sativa, 1176 nucleotides. RefSeq lists its product as uncharacterized. The record is from RefSeq and is a predicted model, not a curated record. Bases 1 to 1176 code for a protein of 391 amino acids. NCBI's taxonomy places the organism in Eukaryota, Viridiplantae, Streptophyta, Magnoliopsida, Rosales, Cannabaceae. The transcript has a single exon.
AUGUCUUUACCACAAGGACUUACACUUCCUUCCUCUCUCAAUGCAGGUGUCAAUCUUGUGUGCAAAUUGCACAAAUCAAUCUAUGGAUUAAAGCAGUCCUCACGGCAAUGGUACAAUAAAUUGUCUGAUGCUCUACUCCAAGAAGGAUUCAAACAGUCUCAAGCUGAUUAUACUCUGUUCACUAGAGGAUUCGAUGAUACUUUCAUUGCUUUACUUGUGUACGUUGACGAUAUAAUCAUCACCGGCCCCAAUAUAUCUAUAUUGCACCAGUUGCAAGAAUCUCUACACCUCAAAUUCAUACUCAAGGCUCUCAGAGAUCUCAAAUAUUUCCCCGGAUUUGAAAUUGCUCGCGCAGAAGAAGGAUUAUUCCUAUGCCAAAGGAAAUACACCCUCCAACUCCUUGAAGAUUCUGGUUUCAUGGGUAGCAAACCUUCCAAGACACCUAUGGAUCCUAAGCUUAAGUUGGAUAAUGAACAUGGGGAAGCAUUGGACAACCCAUCACAUUAUAGACAGCUUGUUGGAAAGCUUCUCUACUUGACUCUAUCUAGACCCGACAUAACAUAUGCAGUAAAUUCUCUUAGCCAAUUCAUGGCAAACCCCCGUACCACUCAUCUUCAAGCUGUCAAUCACCUUCUUCGCUACAUCAAAGGGAAUCCUGGACAGGGACUCCUCUAUUCAAAGUCUUCUUCCUUGCAUCUUUGUGGGUUCUCGGAUUCAGAUUGGGCAUCCUGCCCCGUUACACGACGCUCUACAACGGGAUUCUGCAUAUUCUUAGGAGAUUGUCUCAUUUCCUGGCGUACCAAGAAGCAACCAACAAUCUCGAAGAGCUCAGCCGAAGCUGAGUACCGUGCCAUAGCUACUACAACUAGUGAAAUUACUUGGCUACAAUAUCUCUUACACGACUUUGACAUACCACAACCUCACCCUGCUUUCAUAUACUGUGACAAUCACUCUGCAAUACACAUUGCCAAUAAUCCUACCUUCCAUGAAAGAACCAAACAUAUAGAGUUGGACUGCCACUUCAUCCGUGAUAAGAUCAACAACAAUACAGUCAGACUGAUUUCCAUUUCCAGUGCUCUACAACUUGCUGACGCAUUCACCAAGCCUCUAACUUCACCAAUUAUGGGAACUCAUAUUUCCAAGAUGUCGGUUUACGACAUACACUCUCCAUCUUGA